AGCUGGGCACGAGGCUGGGAGGCUGGCUAGCAGUCAUCCCAGCAGGUUUCCGUGCCACGGAAGUGUCACGGUCUUCUAUCAUCUUUCCGUAAAACGUAGCAAUGAUGCGACGCGCAUUUCAAAUGAAGCUGUGCAGCCUGCUUUGCUUGCUGUACAACAUCAGGGCUGCCAAGGUACGGCCACUUCCGGUCAACCUUUCCUUCGGCAGAUUGGAGGACAGGGUUGGGCUGAACGACAGCAUGACAGUCUUUCACAAUUUCACCUUUCAUACCAAUCUUAGCACACUGGGCGGUGGGCGGUCACCGAACCUCAAGGAGAGCAGCCUGGCCAACCACACGAUCGAACUUCAUGAGCAUGACGAUGAGCAUGACGCCGAUGAACAAGACGAACAAGAUGAGCAUGACAAUGCGCAGGAUCAGCUUGACCAAGCGCAAGAUGAGCAUGACGAAGAGUUCGAGCACGACAAUGUCACCGUCGCCGAGUUCGAGGAUGAAGAAGUGGGCCUCGCUGCCGAGGGGAGCAACUACUCCAGCCACGAGAUCCGCACCGAGUCCUCGGUGACCAUUCACACCGUAACAUCUGGCUGGUCUGGUGGCAACGAUGACAACGUCGCCUCGGUCAACUGCCCCAGCAACAACUAUGUGAAGAAAUGCUGGGUCGGCGAAUCAAGAGAUCUAGGCCAUCGACGCCGCCGCCGCGGAUCGCCGCGCCGCCGCCGCUGGGGUUGGGGGACGGAUUCCCGGAACAAGGGUGAUGGCACCUUUGUGACCAAUGGCGGCAAGAAGUGCGAGGCCAGGACAACUGGGAACACCCAGGUGAAAGCCAAGGCCGAGUGCUGGAAAUGGAAGACGGAGCCAAAGGUAAGCAGUGGCAGCUACAAAUCUGGCUGGGUCGAAGCGUCAUGCAGCGCGGGCGAGCCCGUCAGCUGCACCUGCCACACUGCCUGGCGGGUAAAUGACAAUUGCCAUGCUGGAACUGGCCGGCGAAGACGGAGGAGAGAACAGGAGUCAUUCGGUCCGAGCGGUGGUAAGUGCACACGCUACACACACCUGCGUCGCCGUCGUCGACAUGCAGGCAUCCAGGUCUAUGCGCUUUGCUGGACCCCGUACAGCUGCAGCACUGGCUCCGGCAGCCGCUGCAAGACCUGCAAGAACAAGGAGGAUCGUGAGGCGACGAACCACUGCACUGCCUGCAACAGUGGCUACUACCUCUCCGGCAAAACAUGUAAGGCCUACAGCUGCUCGACGGGUUCGGGCAGCAACUGCAAGACGUGCAAGGGCCAGUCUUCCCGCACGGCCAACAACCAGUGCUCUGCCUGCAACUCUGGCUACGCCCUGGUUGGCACGAGUUGUAAGAACUCCCACACGGUAAUCUCCGGCUGGUCUGGCAGCAACGAUGAUAACACGGCCUCAGUGACAUGCCCGAGUGGCAUGUGGGUGAAGAAGUGCUAUAUCGAGGCAAAGCAGGGCCGCCGCCGGCGUUGGGCUUCCAGCUCAACACGGGGCGAUGGCAGCUGGGUGACCGAUUCAGCAACAAAAUGUCAGGCGCAGACAACCUCCCUUACCCACGUGAGGGCAAAGGCGGAUUGCUCGACCACUGAGAUGGUGACAAAGGAUAGCGGCGACUGGAAGGAGGGCACGGUCUCAGCAUCGUGCAGCUAUGGUACACCUGUCAGCUGCAGCUGCCGCAGUGCCUGGAGGGUGAACGACAAAUGUAUUACUGCCGGUCGACGAAGGGUCUCCGCUGCGGAGAGUUUCAGUCCAUCGGGCAACACGUGCACUCGCUACCCCGUUGUCGCAAGUCGCCGCCGUCGUCGAAGCCCCGGUGUCCAGGUCACUGCAAUCUGCAAUAUCCCCUCAUGCAGCACCGGCUCGGGCACCCGUUGCAAGACGUGCCAGAGCAAGCGGGACCGCACGGCAGUGGAUCAUUGCACCUCCUGCAACAGCGGGCACUACCUCUCCGGCACAUUGUGCAAGGCCUACAGCUGCUCGACGGCGAGUUCAGGCAGCAAAUGCAGGACGUGCAAAAGCCAGUCUUCACGCACUGUCAAUAACCACUGCGCAACCUGCAACUCUGGCUACGUCUUGAUCGGCAAGGACUGCAAGAACGAGCACACGGUCUAUUCGGGUUGGUCUGGCGACAGGGAUGACCAAACAACAUCAGUCGACUGCCCCGCUGGAAUGUGGGUGAAGUCGUGCUCUAUCAGCAAUUCUCAACAAUCAGGCCGCCGCCGAUGGAGCAGCAAGGGGGACGGCACAUUUGUCACCAACCAAGGCACAAAGUGCCAGGCGCGGACAACCUCCAGCACCAAGGUGCAAGCCAAGGCAGUCUGCUGGACCACUGACACAACGCCAAAGGUCAGCAGCAGCGACUACAAGACUGGCGAGAUCUCGGUGCAGUGUCCUGACGGUGAUCCCGUUAGCUGCACCUGCCACACAGCCUGGAGGGUGAAUGAUCAUUGCCGAGAUGGCCGGCGGAGGUAUACGACAGCAGAGAGCUUCUCUCCUCGCAAUGGCAAGUGCUCUCGUUAUACGCCGAAUGAUCGCCGCCGCCGCUUCCGGGGCAUCCAGGUGUAUGCUCUUUGCAAGACCCCCGACUGCAGCACCGGCUCCGGCAGCAGCUGCAAGACCUGCAGGGGCAGUGGUGACCGACUGGCCGUGAACCACUGCGCCUCCUGCAACAGUGGCUAUUACCUCUCCGGCACGACGUGCAAGGCCUACGCGUGUCAUCAAACUGGGGGCCGCGCCUGCAAGACGUGCGUGAGCCAGUCUUCUCGCACUGCCGACAACCAAUGCGCCUCUUGCAACACCGGCUGGGCUCUCGUGGACAAGACAUGCAAGAACGCCCACACGGUCAUCUCGGGAUGGUCCGGCUCCAACGAUGACAACACAGUCUCGGUCAACUGCCCGGGCGGCAUGUGGGUGAAGAAGUGCUACAUUGGCGAUGUCUCAGGUCCUGGCCGCCGCAGACGCCGCAGAACUUACGUCAAGGGUGAUGGCACCUUUGUGACGAAUCAGGGCAAGAAGUGUGAGGCGAGGACAACUGCGUCCACCAAGGUGAAGGCCAAGGCGGACUGCUGGACCACUGAGACCUUGCCGAAGUUGAGCGGCGGCUAUGCGAACGGCCUGGUCCGAGUGGGGUGCGACUCGGGCGACGCCGUUGGCUGCACUUGCCACACAGCCUGGAGGGUGAACGACAGAUGCCUGAGCGGCAGCCAACGAAGGAGGGUGUCCACAUCAGAGAGCUUCAGUCCAAGCAGCAACGGCAAGUGCGAGCGCUACACGAGCGCACGCCGCCGCCAGGGUAUCCAGGUCUACGCGCUCUGCUCACAAGCGAAGUGCAACGGCUACUCUUGCCCAGCAGGCUAUCAGCCAAAGUCUGCCUCCACCAUUGGAAGCAGCGUGGCGAGCUGCUGCAGCCAAGUUUCUUGCCCUUCCGGCUCCACUGGGACUAACGUUGUCAGUGGCUGCACCUGCAAAGCAGGCUACUCUGGCGCCAUCACCGCUUCAAGCACGUCUCCUUACUACACAGGAACAUGCAAAGCUGAAGCCUGCCCUGGGUGGACAACGGGCACGGAUAUCCCUAGCGGAUGCAACUGCUGGAGCGGCUACUUCGGGUCCAUCACCGCCAAAAGCGGAUCUCCUUACUGGCAGGGCGAUUGCAAGUACAUGCUGGUUGGUGCCACGAUCGCCCUGCACAACAGCGUCCACAAUCGUUUCGUGAAGAUGAUCACGAGCGAUUUGACGCGAAGUGCCAGGAAGAACCGCGGUGAUCUGCCAGAUGGCUGGGACUCAGAGCGCUUCGUGGUGCAACAUGGGGGUGAAGCCCGGAUCGGUCUGAAGUGCCUGAAGUACAACAAGUGGUUCAUGGUGGAGAAUCAGGACCUCAAGAACCAAGGGCACAUGUACGAUUGGGAGAAGUUCCGAGUUAGGGAUGGCGGCAGCGGUGUGGUGACCAUCCAUCAAGACAACUUCAAUCGCUUCAUCCGGAUGUCCGACUCGACGAUGGAUACGAGCUCCGAGACGGGUGACCCUGAGCGCUUCACAAUCGUGCAGGCAGUCCCCAAACUUCAGCCGGGCACGCUGGUGGCCUUCUAUUUCCCACACAGGGAUCGCUAUUUGCGGAUGAGGAAUGACGCCGCACUGGACGGGCACGGCAUCGCGCUUGCAUCGCUCAACGAUGACAACAUUGACCAUUUUUUCAAGGUUGUGGACGCUGGCUUCGGACAGAUUGCGUUGCACAACGCGCAUUUCAACGCAUUCAUUCACAUGAACGCCCAUGGCGUGUGGAAAACUCCCGUGAAGGGAGCCGGCGCUCUUCCCGAUUCUUGGGUCGAAGCAAGAUGGACCGUGGUGGCGGCUGAAUCCGGCCGGAUCGCGCUGCACAACGCAUAUCAUAACCGCUUCAUUGCCGUGGACUCAAACGGCAACACGUACCGCAGCGGGGUGAAGGACGGCGACGAGUUGCCCAGUGGCUGGACCAACGAGAGGAUGGAGGUUGUCAAGGUCUUCAUGUGCGAUACAACGAUUUGCAAGACCUGCAAGCCUGCCGGCGAGCGCCAGAUGGACAACCACUGCGCAUCCUGCCCCAGUGGCCAUUCGCUCUAUGCGGACACAUGCGAGGCCUUCACCUGUCAGACCGGCAAGGGCAACUUGUGCAAGAGCUGCAAGUCACUCAGCGACCGCACUAUGGACGGGCACUGCGGCAGCUGCAACCCCGGCUACAUCCUGAAGAGUGGCUACUGCCAGUCCAUGAUGGUUGGGGGCACCAUUGCCUUGCACAAUGAUGAGCAGAACCGCUACGUCCGCAUGACCUCCACUGAUGUGGACCGCAGCUCCACCAAGCCAGAGGACAAAUAUCCAGCGGGCUGGAAUCAAGAGAAGUUCACAGUGGUUGAUGCCGGCAAGGGCCGUGUCUACCUGAAGAAUGAAAGGCAUGGCAAGAUCAUCCGCAUCAAGGACGACCUCGACCUGGAUCGCGUGGAUCCACGUCCGCCGCAGUGUGAGGACAACAAAUUUGGGGGCCAAGAUUUCUGUUCUAUGUGGUGUAACCAUCAUGGCUUUUGGGGCUGCGGACAAUCGACGCUGGCAGGCGCCGAUGGCCGCAACACCGACAACAAGGAUUACACGUGCGACUGCGCCGGCUGCAGCGGUUGCGCUGAGAGCGAUGCUUAUUGGGUGCCGGUGGACACGAGCAGCAAAACGUCCGGCACCAUGGGCUUCCACAAUCCCAAGUACAAUACCUGGUUAAGGAUGACUCACGAGAAAAUGGUUAGCCACGGGUCCUUUGGUAUGAAUGAGAUCCAGGGAGCGUGGACGCACUUCCAGAUCGUCCAGCCUUGGCCUUUGCUGUAUCCUGGGAAGAUCAUUGCCCUGCACAACCCGAAGAACAACCGGUUCCUCCGCAUGACACAUGACAACAUGGGCCGAACAGCCGCGAAGGGCAAGAACAACUUCCCUGAUGAUUGGGACUACGCAAAAUUCCGAGUGGUGGACGGCGGAUUCGGCACAAUUGCUUUGCAUAGCGCCUUGUACGGCCGCUUCAUUCGGAUGAACGAUGCUGACCUGAUGAGGAGUGGCGUGAAGGGCUGGAACGCAUUGCCAAGUGACUGGACAGACGAGCGGUUCACACCCGUGGAUGGUGGCGACAACCAGAUCGCCUUCCACAACCCUUACAAAAAUCGUUUCAUCCGCCUCAGCGACAGCACCGCUGACACCAGCAGCACGAAGAACGCAGACGACCUGCCUUCUGGCUGGACCUGGGAACGCUUCGAGAUCAUCAAUGUAGAAUUCACAUGCGCGACGGGCAGCGGCAGCAAGUGCAAGACCUGCAAGAACCCCAAUGACCGCACGGCCAAUGACCACUGUGCCAGCUGCAACAGUGGCUGGAAGCUCUCGGGCACAAAGUGCGAGGCGGUGGCAUGCCCGGCAGACUCUACGGGCACCAACGUGGGCAGCGGAUGCACCUGCAGUGCUGGCUACUCUGGCACCAUCACCGCUUCUGACAGUUCUCCGUUCUACACAGGCUCGUGCUCAGCUGAAAACUGCCCAUCGUGGACUACGGGCACAAAGAUCGCCAAUGGAUGCACCUGCUGGGACCAUUACUUUGGGAGCAUCACGGCCAAGGUUGGAUCUCCCUACUACAGCGGAACCUGCAGGUCCAUGCUGGUUGGCGCCACGGUCGCCUUGCACAGCGGCGCCCAGAACCGCUUCGUGAAGAUGAUUACUGACGAUAUGACGCGCAGUGACACGAAGAACGUGGGUAAGCUGCCUGACGGCUGGGACUCCGAGCGGUUCGUGGUGCAAGAAGGAAGCGACGCCCGCAUUGGUUUCAAGUGCCUGAAGUACAACAAGUGGAUGAAGAUGGAUGGCUCGGACUUGAAGAACCACGAUGCGAUGAAAGGCUGGGAGAAGUUCCGCGUUGUAGACGGCGGGAGCGGAGUGCUGGCCUUCCAUCAAGACUCGCACAACCGCUUUGUCCGGAUGUCCGACUCCAAGAUGGACACCAGUGCCCUGAAAGACGCCAAGGCCCUUCCUAGUGGCUGGAGCUGGGAGCGCUUCACCGUGGUGCAGGCGAUCCCCGGCCUCAAGCCGGGCUCGGAGGUGGCCUUUUGGAUCCCAGCCAAGAAGUACUAUCUGCGGAUGAACACGGCCGCUGCGCUGGACGGCAAAGCGGAAACUGGGCCGGAAAAGCUGAAGGACAGCGCGGACGAACUGCGGUUCAAGGUGGUGGACGCUGGCUUUGGGCAGCUUGCCUUCCACAACGCGAAGUUCAAUUCCUACAUCCACAUGAACGCGCAUGGCAUUUGGAAGACCGCCGAGCUGGGCGCAGACGCCGCGAGCGUUUGGCAUGAAGCGAGAUGGACCGUGGUUGAUGCUGGAAGUGGCCAGUUUGCACUGCACAGCCCCAGCAAGAAUCGCUUCCUCGCUGUGAGCAGCGCCGGCAAGUCGUACCGCAGCGACGUCAAGGAUGGCGAUGAGUUGCCUGCUCAUUGGUCGGCGGAGCGAAUCCGAGUCAUCCAGGCCUACAAGUGCGCCACUGGCAGCGGCAGAAAAUGCAAGACUUGCAAGGCUGCAGGUCAACGCGAGGCGAUUGACCACUGCACCAGCUGCAACAGCGGUUACGCGCUGGUUGGAACGGAAUGCAAGGACGAGCAUGUGGUGUACAGCAGCCUAUCUGGCAGCAACGACGACAACAAAGCGACCGCCACUUGCCCUGCAGGCAUGUGGCUGAAGGACUGCGAGAUCGUGAAGGGUGGCUCGGAUUGGGGCGAUGGCCUCUAUGUGAACGACGCGGCCACCAAAUGCACUGUGCAGACGGGGACGACGGGGCAACGGCUCAAGGCCAAGGCCACAUGCUGGACAACAGAGACCUAUGGCAAGAACACCGGCGACAUGGCGACAGGAUCACACACCGUGGACUGCCCGAAAGCCAGAAACUGCCUCUGCAACAGUAUGUGGACCGUCGACACCAAGUGCGGCAACCAGCCACGGACCACGGCCAAGAGUGGCAAAUGCUCCGGAAGCGGCGGGAAGAGAAUGCUCAGCGCGGUGUGCAACAUCCUGGAUUGCCAAACCGGGUCGGGCAGCAGCUGCAAGACCUGCCAGAGCAAGAAUGCGCGCAAGGUGGUGGACCACUGCGCCUCCUGCAAUAGCGGCUACUACCUCUCUGGGAAGACAUGUAAGGCCUUUCGCUGCGACAAGUCCGGUGGCAGCGAUUGCAAGACGUGUGUCGGCCAGUCGUCUCGCACAGCUGACAAUCAAUGCAACGCCUGCAACUACGGCUAUGCCUUGAUCGGCAACGUCUGCAAGAAAGAGCACUCGGUGACCUCGGACUGGUCUACCAGGACUGAUGACAACAUCGUCUCGGUCAGCUGCCCCAGCGGCAUGUGGGUGAAGAAGUGCUCUAUUGGGGACUCGAAGCAAUUCAGCCACCGUCGCCGUGUGAGCGCGAGAGCGAAGGGCGAUGGCACCUGGGUGACGGAUGGCGGAAAGGAGUGCAAGGCACGGACGACCGCGGACACCCAGGUGAAAGCAACAGCAGUUUGCUGGACCACUGAAACAAAAGUGGAGGCAAGCGGCGGGCUAAGAACCGGCACUGUCUCCGUGAAAUGCAGCACGGGCGAUGCUGUUGGCUGUACCUGCCACACGUUGUGGAGAGCGCUGGACUUCUGCAAGAAAGACAGCAGUCGACGGAGGACGGGCGCGACCGAGAGCUUCAGCCCAAGCGGGGGCAAAUGCACCCGUUACACGGAGAAUCACCGGCGCCGUAGAUUCAAGGGUGUCCAGGUCUACGCACUGUGCUCGCAGGAGAAGUGCAAUGGCUUCGAAUGCCCCUCAGGCUAUUCGCCAAAGCCUGCUGACACCAUCGGGUCAAGCCAAGACACUUGCUGCGGCAGUGUCAACUGCCCUGCUGGCUCCACGGGAUCCAAUGUCCACAGUGGCUGCGAGUGCAGCGCAGGCUACAGCGGCACCAUCUCUAAAAGCACCAGCUCACCAUACUACACAGGA
Molecule: messenger RNA, 8510 nt
Organism: Effrenium voratum
Lineage: Eukaryota; Dinophyceae; Suessiales; Symbiodiniaceae
Source: the annotation of a GenBank genome assembly